AUGAAAUCACUGGGGCCUCGUAUCUUUAGAAGAAAUGCUGGUUUUUUUGGAAAUCUAGGGCAGAGCAUGUCCAAAAUUGUUCCAAAGCCUCAUAAAUAUUUCAAAAUUGCCAAACCUUUUGGUUUUGCAAAACCUCCUGUUAGACUACAAGAUCAAGAAACAAAGCCGUUUUUUACAUUGGAAAACCUGAAUAUUCCGAAGAAAAUAUGGAACUUCUAUUUUGAUGGUAUUACUAGAAGAACCAGAGUUGAGGCCAUCCAAAAAGAUCUAGCUUAUGGUGGUAUGUAUGAUUUUCAUGUCUACACGAGAACCAAGGGACGGCUAUUUGAAGCCCCAAUUUCUUUCUUUCGCAAAGAUAGGGCCCUUUAUUUUCCUAAUUUUCGUGUGAAGUCGUUAGAAGGAAAAAGAAUGGAUUUAUUGGAUGCAUUAGAUAAAGCCAAAUUAACGAUUUUAAGAGUCUACUCCACAGACGCUGGGUUUGAAAUGACCAACGACUAUUUUAAAAUCAAAGAUAGUGAAGACACAUACAUGAGUAGUACGGGAAUUAAAGUAUUUAGCCAAGAAUAUCCAGAGGCACAAAUUGUGGAGCUGGUACUCAGUGAGAAUGCGUCGAAACAUUUUAUUCAUACGUUUGUCACACCUGGUAAAUUAUUACAACAACGCCCAAAGGAGCAACAUGAUAAAUAUUUGAUUGCAAGAAGAGAUUCGGUGCUUACAAGGGACGAUCGUGAAAAACUUUUAAUGACAAACGCCUACUCUGGCUACAUUUACUUGAUUGAUCAAUCCUACAAAAUAAGAUGGGCCGGCUCCGGAUGGCCAACAGAGGCAGAGGUUGAUGGUUUAUGGAAAGCUGUCAAAGGAAUCCUAAAGGAGAAUACCUUAAGGCUGAACAAGAACAAAUAG
Pichia kudriavzevii is the source of this 903-nucleotide messenger RNA. RefSeq lists its product as uncharacterized. The transcript has a single exon. Gene Ontology annotation, cellular component: mitochondrial inner membrane. Gene Ontology annotation, biological process: mitochondrial proton-transporting ATP synthase complex assembly. The record is from RefSeq and is a predicted model, not a curated record. NCBI's taxonomy places the organism in Eukaryota, Fungi, Ascomycota, Pichiomycetes, Pichiales, Pichiaceae. The coding region runs from base 1 to 903 and encodes 300 amino acids.